UGGACGACCCAGCCGCCAUGCUUGGAGCGCCAAUGUCUUACUUUUUAAGAAGUCUUUACCCCGCUGAGAGGAAGAAGUGGUUGUAGUUGUGUGUUUUGUUUCUCCACACGGACAUAAAGUUUGAGGAUGGAGAAGAUGAGCUUGGGCUGCCAGGUCUGCUGCGCCAAAUUUCGGAGGAUGUUUGAAAUCAAGAAACAUAUGUGCUCAAAGAUGCAUCAAACGAAAAUGAAAGAAAUCUUCAAGAAAGAAAAGUUCAAUAACUUUGGCUUUCCCUCCAUUGUCAUGAUGAACCCACAAACCCAUAUAGAAAUGAAACAACCCAUUGUGGGCUUGUCUCUGCUGACUCUAUGCUUCAGUCCAGAGUUGAAGAUUUUUUUUUACCUGUGCCAUGUCUGUGAGGAAAAAUGUUUCCCAAAGAACAUUGUAGCCCAUCUCUCUUCGAGUGACCAUUGCAGCAACUACUUUAACUACAAAGACCCCGAUGUACUGAGUUUUUCCUGGAUACCGGGUUUGGAUAUGAGAGACAUUUUGAGGCAUGAGAUCACGAAGGUUACCAACAAACCAGAGACGAGACGGCUGCAGUUGCUGGAUUUGCCUGCAGAUCUGUUGAAAAAGCUUGACUCACGUACCUACUCUGAAGUGAUACGAUCUCUGAGUGAAAAUGACAAGCUCGUGAAACUAUUCAAAGCGGUGAAGCCAAAGAGGACAAUGAUACAAAAAUACCAAACAGACAGCAACAGGAAGCAUCCACUUCUUGGCAUGCAGCACAUUGUGGAAUGCAUUAGUGUGGGACCGACUGAGAGGAGACACUACCUCUGCACGCUCUGCAAACUUACCAUGGCCCCCCACGUGAUCAUCAAACAUGUACUGAGCUUCGACCACAUCUAUUGUUACUUUAGAGAGUGGCACCCCUCAACUUUGCUGUCCAAGGAGAGCUACACUGCUCACACCACUUUAACCAUCAUGAUCCUCGACUUAGCAAAGCAGACGCUGGAGAUUCAUGCUACUACAAACACUGAUAUGAAGCAAGUGAGACUGGAGCCUGAUGAAUUCACGUCAGUCAAUUUCACUUGUUACAGUGAUGCUUUGGAUCAACUGGAAUCCAUCAGACAGAAAAAGAAGGAGAACAGCUUGAUUACUGUCCCUACACCAGGGAAGAAGCUGGAGUCUCAUUCUGGAUUGUCGUUGUUGUCCAUCCAAAUUUACUGUCAGGACUGUGGUUCCAUCUUUGAUCAUGUUUCUCCAUUUUCAAGUCAUUUGAAAUCUUGGCAUCACCAACAGACGGUGAAGAAUACUUUUGGCAAAGAUAGCCGUUCUGACGGUUAUGAACCUAUCGAAAGGACACCUUAUCUGAAGUUAUACUCCCACCUCAGAGACAAGAGGAAGCAGACGCGACCAGCUGUUGGUGUUUCUCUGGUGGUGACGUUCAUCAGCUCAGAGGUUCAGGUGGAACCUAUCUGUGUGUGCUUUGCUUGUUCAGACUGCUUUAUGGAGUCCUCGGUCAUACAACACUUGAACUCUCAAAAACACAUCAUUCACACAUUGCUCUACCUGAAUCCUUGGCGGCUCCCUCUUGCAUGGAAGAAUGUUGAGGAUGUGAGAGACUUGUGGUCAGCAGCAUGGAGUGAGGACAGAGAGAGAGAACCGGAUCACAUGACCAUGAAGAUACUUGACAUUCCUUACUGGAUGUUUGAGGAACUCUUCCCACCAAGCUACUCAAAAGUUACGAUGACCCUUACAAAUUACAACACUUUCUUGAAGCGUGAAGUCCCAAAGUGUGAAACAUUUAGCAAACUCAAAGAAAACGAGAGGUUUCCUCUGCUGGGGAGACAGUUCAUGGCCAUGCACUAUCUAUAUGACCGAUUGCAUCAGCCCACAGAAGUGGCAUUUUUGUGCAUGCUUUGCCGGAGGAGGCUUUCAGACCAGGAAUGUCACGCUCAUGUCUUCAGUCGAGAACAUAUUACAUUAUUUAUAAAUCAUUUCCACCCAGGAUCGAUGACUUCAAAGACUGAUUUAGAGACCAUAUUGGACUUGGCAAAACAGGCAGAAAGACAUCACUCCACAAUGAAUGUGCAGGAAAUACAGUUGGACAGGUCCAUCAGGGAGCCAUGUUCAUACAAAACAGCAUAUUUUAUCCUUGCAAAUGCAAAAUUGAGGAAAGGUCAUGGAAAACUCCUACCCAACAUAUUUCCUAAACAGAAGCUGGUCCCUAGAGCAACUUUAAAGGACAAAGACGUUGUGAGAGACAACAGCCUAUCAAACAGUGGCAUGUUGCCAGGAUCUGAGAAAAAGUCCUGCCAGAAGUCUCCAGACAAUUGUAAGAAGACAAGAGUUGGAGCUGAAAUCACAGAUGAGAAAUGUGCAGAGAGGGGAGGAAAUGAAGAAGAGGAAGUGGACAUAAAGCAUCUAAAGAGUGAACAACACGCAGUUGAAACUUGUACAGAAGAUACAAAGAGUCCUGUCAGUGAGACACUCCAGGCUAUAAAGGAGGAGGAGAUAGAAGAGCGUAUUGUGUGCAAACCAAGUGAGGAAAAAACAGAAAGUUGCAAGUACAGAGACGUGGAUUUGAAAAGUGAGAUUACAGAACAAAGCAACAAAAAUACCCAGACACACUCAAUGAAUAACGCAUGCAAAGAAGAAACAACUAGACCUGUCAGCAUGUGCAAAGAAUCCCAGGGUGCGUUUUGCUAUGAGGAUAUGGAGGAAAACACAAGCUGUAAAAAAGGGCUACCAGCCCCAAAACAAGACGCAUCUUGUGAAGUAAAACAAAGACUGCCAAUUAGCAUACAGAAGAAGGAAACUGCAGCAGACGUGAAAGGAAGAGAAACCAAACCAAGUCAGCAGAGCGUAAAGCAUGAAGGCUUAAGUGCACUUCUUGAAUGCCAUUGUGAUCAGCGUGACCUCAUCUACCUCUGUGAGUGCUGCUCUAUGAAGAUCCCGGAGAAGGACAUCAUCAGCCAUGUAACUGGAUAUGACCACCAGAAGACGUAUUUGUCGGGGUUAAAGCCGCUCCCAAGCCCACCAGGGACGCAUCAGGGGAUGACAUUUUGUCACUUUGCAGCUUUGCUUGAGAAACAUAGCGGAUAUGGAGAGGCUCAGGUUAUGGAUCUGGAAAAAGAGAUAUAUAAUAAUGUCUUGAAACAAAACUUUAAAUCAGCCAUGCAGACCGUGAAGGCACUACAGGCUCAGCAGGGAAGGGUUUCUGAACCCUCCUCAACCUCUGCUCUGUCUAAUUCUCAACCUGUGGACACCUCCUUCUCCCCUCAGGCUCAGAAUGAAGCCAGUAAUGUUCUGGAUAACUGUCAGGUGGUGGCUAUGGAGUUUGAUGGUGAUUCAGAAGAUUCUGAGGCAAGGUCAUCCUCAGUAACCAGCUCUGAAAGAGCUGAAGCUCCCCCUGAUUCAAGUGAAAAUGCCAAAUUGAACCUCGUCAAAGAAUCUGCUUUGGCCUACAAUGUUUACUCCUGCCAGACUGUUACAAAAAGUAGUGAAGAAACAUCAAAUAUUUAUGUGUCUACAAAUGGGACAAAGUCAACAUGUGCACAUCCUGAUUCCACAGGAAAGCCUUCAAAAGCUGGAGUCAUUUCAAACACAAAUAUAAGUCUAAUAAAAGAAGAAACCACUUUGAAUAUAGUGGGGACAUCCGAGUGUGCAGAAAAGUCAAAUGCUGUUGUAACCAACUCUAUUAAAUCUACAACAGCAAUCUCUGCAGGCCAAGUCAAAGUCUCCUGUUCAGCUCCAGAUAGUAUUAAAAAAACAGCAAUCACGCCCUUCUCAAAGCUUACUGCCAACACCACCAGUUGUUCUGCAGUCACCACUUCCAAAUCUGGAGCAACUGUCUACAAGUGUGCACCAUCUACAUUCAGUUCAACUACAACAGUCAAGUCAACAAUAGCCAAAUCCCAUACCAGUUCAACAACCACCACAUCUGUAGCUCCUGAUUACAGCUGUACUACAACCAAUUCCAACAUUGGAGAAAGUGGCUACAAAUGUGUAACAUCUAUAUCCAGUUCUAAUGCAAAAACAACUAAAUUAACUGCAGUUAAUUUUAACACCGGUAUGACAACCAACACCACUGCAGCUCCAAGCAAAAGUGGUACUGCAACCAGUAUCAAGAGGAGAGAAACUGCACACACAUCUAUGUCCAGUACCAGUGCAAUGACCACCAAAUCGACUGCAGCCAACUUCAAUACCAGUAUAACAACCAGCACAUCUGCGGCUUCCAUCAACAGUGCCAGUACAACCAACAACAGUAAAACAGCAAACACAUCCAGUGUUGGUGCAAAUACCACCAAGUCCAAUAGAGCCAACCCAUAUACUAGUACAACUGCCUCCCCAUCAGCAGCUCUAACCAACAGUGGUACUACAACCACUACCAAUAGAAGAGAAAAUGACUUCAAAUAUACAUCAAACAAAUCCAUCAACAAUACAGAGACCCCAAAAUCUGCAUCAGACUUUCUCAAGCCUGGAACAAUCUCCACAUCUAAUUUAACUACCUCAAGUGAAUCUGAAACCACUACAUCUGGGGAAGUUUCCAAACCAUUACAAAGCAGAACUUCUUCAACCAAAGUCAAGCAUAAAGCUAACAUAGCAUCUAUAGUGCAAGAAACCCCAUUGCAUACAAAGGUGAAUUCUCAGCCUACUGCUACAACAUCAGUCAAAUGUGGAAAUACGGAGGCCUCGGACAAGACUGCACUCAUGAAGAAAUCAGUGGGGUCAAAUGCUGAUGUUGCACCAGACAAGCAUAACAGGCCUGCACCUAAAACCACUAAAAUUGGUGUGGACCAAAUGAUUGUGGUGUUAAGUGGAAAAAGAAGGCAACUUUACUGUCAGCUGUGUGCAGCCAGGCUGACAUGUUCAGAUCACCCAAGCACCUACAGACACAAGCUCAACUAUGUGAAAAUGAAGUUACCUCAUUGGACUGCUGAGCCAUCUGAGUUGAAAAGCAAACUAGCCAACACAGUGGCCCUCUGUGUUGAACUUGAACAAUGUGCUGGAGCCCCAAAGAUUCAGAAAUUGGAAGUUACUAUGGAUGUAUACGAUGAGCUGAAAAACCUUGACGAUGACAAAGCUUUAGCGAGAGUGACAGAAAUGAAAAGAGAGAGAGACUCGGGGGUCUCAUCCGCCACAGCCGACCCUGGGCAGGUGUCAACACCGGAUGCUCACUUGUCCAGUCCGUUUGACUCCAGCCCAGUUGACGAGACAGACUUGUGGCAGAAUGAAACAGCAGGACUUUCUCCUGAAAUCCAAUCUGUGCAGGAGAGCAAACAUGAGCUCCAGACAUCACUUGUAAAGAUCGCUGCUGUCGAAAAAACUCCUGGUAACUCAACUCUUACCUGUGAGUUUGAAUCAGCAAGUCCAUUUGCUGAAGGCUCUUCCUGCCCCGAGACUCGAGAGCAGAGAAACCAUCAGGAGAAAAGUGAUCCUGAGUUACUGGUCACACAGAAGGUGCUCGAAGGCUCUGAGAAUACGUCACCUGUAAAUUGCUCAAACCCGGACGAGCUCUCCUCUGCUCCGUCAGUGAACGCAGAACAGCACGACCAACCGAGACCCCGUCAGAAAGCAGAAGAAGCAUCAGAACAGUCCAGAUGUGGUUCCAGACCUGAUCACCACAGUGUGUUGCAGCCACUUCCAAAUACUUCAGGGGUAGCAUCUCUGGGCUGCAGUAAUCUAUCCACAUACUUGGCUGUGAAGAAUUUGGACUCUGAACUAAUCAUAGGUCGCGGCUCAGUGUGGGAGUGUAGAGGGAUAUCUCAAACAACAUUCUUCUUGUGUGAGAGCUGCAGUGAGCGGCUCUUCCUCGGUGACAUCUGCCAACACAUGAUCAGCGUGGAGCACUGGCUCAAUCACCUGCUGAGCAAGCACCCUAACAUUAUGACGUUCUGGUCGUUGGAGGAUGUGACGCAAAAGGACAAAAUGGUUAUUUUAAAGGCCAUUGUAAGGAGGACCUCAGAGAUGGAGCGCUUCCCCGAGAUAGAUGCCAAGAGUAAACUGCUGCCACCAAAAGAAUUUGAAUAUGUUAAGACAGCUCCGUUCAGUGAAGCUUUAAAAUUUCUACAAGACUCAGAGAAAGAACAGAACCCGAGCAUCAUCUAUCCUCCAAUAAGUACUCCACAACAAAAGGAACAGCCGCCAGAGAAACAGCAGGAUCAAGUGGAAUCUGUGCCCACAGAGAUGAAGUCAGCACAGGUUUCAGAGACGGACGAGAGACGGGACUGUGACAUGAGGCAGGAAACAGAAAACCAGCAUGUGGAUGGUGUCAAGAAAAGAAGGGUAUCGAGCCCUCUGGACGAGACCAGUGUCUACUCAAGAGCUGAUUCUGUUGUUGUUCCAUUCCCUGAAGCCGGUACAUGUCAGAGCCCCCAAGAGAAUUCAAAGUGCAAACAAGAAGUCAGACCCCUGGUUGAUGGUCAGCACCAGAGGGCUAUCACAGAGUUGCAAAUGAAACAGACAGAGGUGCAAUCAGGAUCCUCGUCCUCCUCUGUUAUUGGUGCAAAAACUAGUCCAGCUCUGCCAGAAUCUUCAGGAGAUAAAUGCCCUCUAGCCAGGAAAAGACCCGCUGAUACAUCUGUAGAAACCCUGGCCAGAUCUUGCAACAGUAACACCCAAUUAGAGGACCCUUUCCCAGAUAAAAGCACCAACAGCUCACUACAGCCCAAAACUAAAUCGGCCUCUGAGUCCACUCCUGUUCACCCUCCUGCAACCCCCACUCCCCUCUCUGCUGAGGACAAAAAGUCAGGACCUGUAUCUAAAGAACCCAACUCAUCCAUAGUUGACAUAACCCUCAAUGACCUCAUCGCUCUGGUGAAAGAGACAAGGUCAGGGAAGUCAUUGUCCCCUUGUGUGGUUAAGUCUGAGACUUUGUCACCUUGCCCUUACAAUCUAUCAGCAGGUGUGAAAAUCAAACGGGAGCUAGAGUUUGAGCAUAUUACAUCCGCAAUGCCAGAAAAAAAGAAAAGAUUGGAUUCAAAGGUUGAGUUGGAUAAAUCUACAGACAAAACAAUGUUACCUUCUGGCACCUUGGAUUGCCCCAUUGAGCCACAAAGUCAGGAAAGCAUGAGCCCAUCCAAACCUGGUCCCAACGAUGAAGCCGCCAAUUAUCACCCAGAGCCACGAGCAAACCCAGAGCCUGACUCUCAGUUGCCCAUUAGCCCCAUCAUAACUCCAAGGCUCGACCCCUCUAAGCCGCAGUUAACAGGCCACUAUUUCGCAAGGGGCUACACCAAGAACAGUCAGGACGCUCACAGCUUUCCAACAGUCGCAAACGCAAGCCAAAGUGACACUCAGGCAGCUUCAUCGGGGUACGCUCAAACAAGCCAAAUGCCUUACACCACAAAUGGUUAUUCAUUUCUUCCUCCUUCUGGAGCUGUCGGUGGCUUAACAACACCAGCCUACCCCUCUGCAUACAAUCAGAGUUCAUACCAAGGUAAUGGGUAUGGUACAACAGGGAACUACCAAAGCCAUUUUAAAACAGAGCAAGGAGCAAACUAUGUCUAUCUGCCGGCAUUUGAACCCUGUUCAGCAACUUCAACACCCCUAGGAUGGGCGAGUUGUCAAAUGCCACAGUUAAUGCAGCAGCAACAGCCACAGCAGCAGCAGAUGAUGGUACUGCAACAACAACAACAGCAGCAGCAGCAGCAGAUGAUACCGCAACAGCAGUUAAUACAGCAGCAGUACUGGAGAAUGGAUCCUCCACCCAUUCACAAUCCUCCUACAGCCAACAGUCAGAUCCUGACCCAGGCCUCUGCAAACUCCUCCUCCUGGUUUUUCCCAGGAGAUCCCAUCAUUGAUGGUGAUAUGCCUCCAGUUGCUCAGGGAACUUUCUCUUCAACCAAGUAGAAAGCAAUAGCAAACUUGACAAUUGAAUGUUCCGAAAUUUCCAGCAUACAUCUGUAAAGUGUACUUUAUUAUAUCUUACAUACUAUACAUAUUACAUUUUAGGUAUGUGGCUGCCAUGUUAUAUUUAUGCAUCUGAAGAACAACUUAUUUUUCUGACAUGUUUUUACAUAUCAGGAUUUUUUUUUUGUUGUCUCAAAUAGUGUUCUGUCAAUAAGACAGUUUUUAUUUCACGUUUGUCUGUGAAAGAAAAAGUUCUGCUCUUGUGGGAUUGACUUCUCUUCUCUGGUUCUUUGUGCUCUGUUCUCUUGGGCUGGAUAGAGACUACAGUUCUGAUUGUUAGUUAAAAAAAAAAAAACAA
Messenger RNA from Labrus mixtus (cuckoo wrasse), 8194 nucleotides. RefSeq lists its product as uncharacterized. Bases 127 to 7836 code for a protein of 2569 amino acids. The transcript is spliced from 47 exons. The record is from RefSeq and is a predicted model, not a curated record. Lineage: Eukaryota; Metazoa; Chordata; Actinopteri; Labriformes; Labridae.